AUGGAGAACGAAUCUGUAAAGUCAGAACAAAGUGGUCGCUCCAGACGUUCACGAAGUCACAACAAUAACGGCGGCAAUGGCGGUGGUGGAUCUGUAAACAAUGGCUAUCAUCGUGACCGUACAAGGCAUUCACAUCGCAGCAAUUCCCAUUCAAAGUCCAAAAGUAAUCGGAGCAGUGAUUUAAAUCCAUAUCAGACAACUGUGAAUAUGACGGGUGAGGAGGGACGUGAUGGUCAAGAAAUUAUCGAGGUACAAAUAUUGCCACAGGAUGAUAACUGGGGUGAAAACACCACAGCGGUUACGGGCAACACAUCCGAGCAAAGCAUAUCCAUGGAAGACAUCAACAAUGCCUGGCAUCGUGAAAUGAAUGAUACGGGAUUUGGUUUCAAAUGCCGACGUUAUUUGGAAUCGAUAUUUUCAUUUCUGCUCGGUUUUGGUGCCUUCUUCUCACCCGUGGCCAUGGUGGUAAUGCCCCAUAUGGGAUUUUUCCCAUCGGCCUUCGAUCAUCCCGAAUUAACGCAGACAGUGCGAACUCAGCUAUUGGCCUGCGGCAGUGAAUGUAAAGGUCUUUUGAUAUCAAUAUCGGUACGAUUAUUGCUGUUGGCAAUUGGUUUGUGGGCUUUGUUUAUGCGAAGAUCGGCGGCAACAAUGCCUCGCAUAUUUCUGUAUCGGGCUGUUGUGUUGCUCUUGGUAACGCUGAGUACAUUUGCAUAUUGGCUGUUUUAUAUUGUACAGGUUACAAAUGGAGCAAAAAUUGUCGUUGAAACUGGCGGAGAUGCGGUCGACUAUAAAUCACUUGUUGCCUAUGCUACCAAUCUCGUCGAUACAUUACUCUUUAUACAUUAUAUUGCAGUAGUGCUGUUGGAACUACGUCACAAUCAACCAAUGUAUUAUGUAAAAAUAAUACGAUCACCCGACGGCGUUUCACGAUCCUACACUCUGGGUCAAUUGAGUAUACAACGUGCUGCGGUGUGGGUCCUACAACGUUACUACGUGGAUUUUCCCAUUUAUAAUCCAUAUUUGGAACGUAUACCAAUCUCAAAAUCACAAAGAAAUAAAAUUACAACCAGUUUCAAAUACUACGAAGUAGAUGGUGUAAAUAAUUCACAACAACAAAGUCAAAGUCGUGCUGUUUUGGCGGCAAAUGCAAGACGUCGAGAUUCUUCACACAAUGAACGAUUUUAUGAGGAGCAUGAAUAUGAGCGAAGGGUUAAGAAGCGUAGAGCACGUCUGAUAACGGCGGCCGAGGAGGCUUUCACCCAUGUCAAACGUAUACAUAAUGAACCGGCACCGGCGGUACCUCUAGAUCCCCAUGAAGCUGCCCAAGCUGUAUUUCCCUCAAUGGCCAGGGCACUGCAAAAAUAUUUGAGGGUAACGCGACAACAACCACGUCACACCUUUGAAAGUAUACUGAAGCACUUGGCUCACUGUCUGAAACAUGAUUUGUCGCCAAGAGCUUUUCUUGAGCCAUAUCUCACUGAGGCGCCGGUCAUGCAGAGUGAAAAGGAACGACGUUGGGUACAAUCAUGGUCUCUGAUAUGUGAUGAGCUGGUAUCACGACCUGUUGCCGGAGAUGUCACUUUCCAGCUAAUACAAAACGACGUCUCGCUAAUGGUAUCCAUACACAAACUACCCCACUUCAAUAUAGCCGAGGAGGUUGUCGAUCCCAAGAGUAAUAAAUUUGUAUUGAAACUCAAUUCGGAGACAUCGGUAUGACAACAGCAAUCACAGACGCCCACCUUGACACCGACGCACAGUAAUGUAACUCAGUCAUCCUAUU
Messenger RNA from Musca vetustissima, 1780 nucleotides. RefSeq names its product vang-like protein 2-B (gene Vang). Bases 1 to 1716 code for a protein of 571 amino acids. Lineage: Eukaryota; Metazoa; Arthropoda; Insecta; Diptera; Muscidae. Gene Ontology annotation, cellular component: plasma membrane. Gene Ontology annotation, biological process: Wnt signaling pathway, planar cell polarity pathway; multicellular organism development; establishment of planar polarity. The transcript is spliced from 2 exons. The record is from RefSeq and is a predicted model, not a curated record.